This is a messenger RNA of Adineta steineri, 1272 nucleotides long. NCBI's taxonomy places the organism in Eukaryota, Metazoa, Rotifera, Eurotatoria, Adinetida, Adinetidae. The record is from the annotation of a GenBank genome assembly.
AUGCUGUUGAAAGAAAUAAAAAGUGGAUAUGAACAAUCAUCAAAAAAAACGAAACACAAUCCUAAUCAAGGUAUUGUCGAAACAUUGAGUACUCUACGUGAACGUUCUCUACGUUACAUUGAUGAAUCAGCUUACAAAAAUUAUGAUCGUUUAUUACCUUUAAAUGGUAAUCAACCAACAUUAAAUAAACAUCGAGUUCAAGAUAAUGAUUUACCACAUAUAUUUGAAGCUUUAAAAACUGUUACUAUGAUUACUCACCUUGAUCUUCGAUACAAUCGUAUUUCAGAUGAAGGUGCUAUUCUCCUUGCAGAUUUUUUAGCACAAGAUCAAUUUUUAUUAGUACUUAAUUUACAAGGUAAUGAUAUUCAUCGAAAAGGUGCUCAAAGUUUAGCUCAUGGUCUUAAAGGAAAUCAAGCAUUAUCAUCUUUAUCACUUGCUGAUAAUAGUAUUGGAAAAGGUGGUGGAAUGGCAUUUGCUGAAACUCUUCAAAUAAAUAUUAAUCUUGAAAAUCUUAAUUUAUCAAAUUGUGAUUUAGAAAUGGAUAGUCUAAUUGCAAUAUUAACUAUUCUACGUUAUAAUCCAAGUAUAAAAUCAAUUGAUAUAAGUCGUCCAGUACCUCAAUUUCAUUAUACAAAUUGGAUGGAUGAUGUUGCUAUUCAUAUUGCAAAUAUGCUUGAGAAAAAUACUGUUUUACAAGAAUUACAUGUUCAAAAAUUUGAAAUUCGUGAUGUAGGUUUUAUGUGGAUUUGUCAAAAAAUGCAACAUAAUCAAACAUUAUAUCAUCUUGAUCUUAGUUGUAAUCGAAUUACACGUGAUGGUGCUAUUUAUUUAGGACCAAUGCUUGAAAAAUGUAGUCUUCUUCGACUUAAUUUAGCAUUUAAUCGAUUAGAAGAUGAAGGUGCAGGUCAUAUAGCAACAGCAUUACUUCAUUCAAAUUCGAAACUUCGAAGUCUUGAUAUUCGUUCGAAUUAUAUUAGAGGCGAUGGAUUAUGUAGUAUUGCCGAUGCAGUUAAAUUUAAUUCAGCACUGACAGAAUUAUUUCUUUGGGGAAAUGUUAAUGAAGAACGAGCAUGUUUAGCUUUUGAAAAUCUUGUUAAAAUUCGUCGUUUUGACCCUGAUAAUAUUGAUGUUGCACCAUAUCGUGUUGAUGCUCGAACAUAUCUCGCUGAAUCUACAAAUAAUCUUGAUAAAUAUGCAUAUUGGAAGCAAGUUGAACCACGUCUUCGUGUUCAACCAGCUGUAAAUCGAGAACCAUUGAGUGAACGUGCCUAA